AUAAGAAAUCCGAUAAUCCAGAUCCUUUUUAGCCCAAGUGUAACACCCAUGAAAAACUCCGACCGAAAUUACCAAACCCCGACCACAGCAGGUGCGACGACAGCUUCAUUCCGGUGGGAGUCACGUGCGGAACCCACUAGCAGACACCGGCACAUUAUCACAAGAGAGCGGAGAGAAAUGGAACACAGAAACAGAAAAAAAAGUAGCCUCUUGAAACCCUAACACCAGUCGUCCCCGUUCUUACUGACAUAGUUCUUACAAUUAAUUCUGGCUUAUUUCCAGUCUUUGUUUUAAGCCUAUUGAGGUUGUGCGUGGAUAAGGAGAAAGCAAAUGGACAAAUGGCUGGAUUUGGAUUUCUUUUUGUUUAAAGUACACACAUUUACUUUGGCUGAUUAAGUUCAUGAAUGGGAUUAAAGCUGGUUUUGGGGUGAAUUUGUAAUUCCCAUAAAGAAGGUGAAAUUUCAAUAACUUGUCUAAGAUUUGGUUGAGGAUUCUUUGCUCUUCCAAAUAUUUAUGUAUAAAAGUAAAAGCUCAAAAAGUUAAAAUUUACCAUAUAAAUAAAAACAUUAAGAAUUUGGAUAAAAAAAUGUGGCUGUCCAUAUUUAUUUUGGAAUCUUACGAUUUUAUCGCCUUUGAAUUGAACCAAUAAGGUGAGUGCUGAAUUGGUGCUUGCAUAUUAAUGAAGCAACAUAGUAAUGCUGGAAGAAUAUGGAUAUGUAACCUAUAAACUUAUCUUGGUGACCGAAAAAAAAAAGGUUUGCCUCGUUUCUGCUUAUUACAAAGAGGAUUAGUUCUGUAGAUAAUUUGUGUUGUAAAGGUCAUUUACUCUGUAGAUAAGCUUAACUAUCAAUUUUUGAAGAUCAGAUUGGGAAAUUGAAGAGAUUCAUUUUUGAAAAAAAUUAUAUACAUGUAUUUAGGCUGUCAUUAGUCUAUCUGGUAUUUAGUAUAAUAUCUCAUAUGACUUGCUUGUGUACUUUUCCACAUUGCUUCCUUGUAGAGUAACAAGAUAUGGGGAAGCUUUAUUAAUAAGCAUGCUGAUACGUGUCUCAUCAGGAUACCGUGAAGUGUCAGUUUGGGAAGCAUUGAUAAAGAGUUUAUAAAAUAAUAGAUUGAAACUGUUGAGGAAGAGGCAUACAUUCUUAAUAUUAUUUCUCCCUUGUUUUUGAAAUGAUAGGUCCAAGGUUCAUUUUUUGAUACAUUUCAAAAAAAAAAAAAAGCUCUGACAGUCAUUAUCAGAUGUCAGAAGGCAGUAUGGCUGUUGUGAAACCUGAGAUGAAAUCUUACAUUUGGCUCCAAACUGCCGAUGGUUCAAUUCAACAAGUAGAAGAAGAGGUUGCAAUGUUUUGCCCCAUGAUAUGUCAAGAAAUUCUUCAAACUGGCAUGGGCUCUUCAAAAAACUAUGCUAUAUCACUUCCUCAACGUGUGAAUCCAGCUACAUUGGGCUUAAUACUCGAUUAUUGCCGGUUUCAUCAAGUACCAGGUCACUCCAAUAAGGAGCGCAAAACUUUUGAUGAAAAAUUUAUUCGAAUUGAUACAAAAAAAUUAUGUGAGUUGACAUCUGCUGCUGACAGCCUUCAGUUAAAGCCUUUGGUUGAUCUUACUAGUCGUGCACUUGCUCGAAUUAUUGAAGGGAAAACUCCGGAGGAGAUACGUGAGACCUUUCAUUUACCUGAUGAUCUGACUGAGGAAGAGAAGUUGGAGCCCCUAAGAAACAUCACUGAUGAUCCACGCAUCCGGCUUUUAAAUCGAUUGUAUGCGAGAAAGAGGAAGGAAUUGGAAGAGCGAGAGAAACUGAAGAAUGUUGAGGUUGAAGAGGAGCAUGUGGAUGAACGCUCAGUUGACGAUCUCUUGUCAUUUAUAAAUGGUGCAGAUGGAGAUUCAAAAGCUAGAAGUAGUAAGACCAAAAAAAAGAACCGUAGAAGAAAAGACCAAUCAAAGGAAUCUUCCUCAAACAAUUUAAAUGAGAACCAUAAGAAGGAGAUGGACACUUGCUCUUCUGCUUCCCAGAAUGGGGAGGUUAAAGGUGUUUUCAUUGCCUCCCCCGCUAAAAUUUCAAAAUUGCAAGAAUCUAUGUCUGCCACGCAUUCACCUAAGCCUGAAUUUGAUGAUAUGGACAUUGAUGAUGAUUUAGAUCCUGCAAUGAAGGAGGAACUUGAUAGGGAAGUUGAGGACUUUGCUCGUAGAUUAAAUUCAGAUUGGCCGGAGAGAAUGCAGGAAAUACUUUCCCGAGGCCAAGAAAGAAGGCUGGUAUCGUUAUCAGUGAACGGGAAUGGCUCUUUAUGUAAAUAUUCAGGUAACUUUGUUCCAAGGUUUCAUCUUUUCUCAUUGUGCUCUCCUUAGGGUCUUGUCUUUGUCCACCACCUGUUUACUUGUAUGAUUGGGAUAAUGAGGUUGAGGGGAUAAGAGAUGCUUGGAUUUAGUUAGAUGAUGUCAAAAAUCACCGUGUUGGUUAGAUGUGCAGACAGUUAUACAUGAGGAGAUAGUGUCCGCAUGCCUGUAUUUGGCCAGAUGAUUCUGAGAAUUUCAAUGGGCUUGGUCAUCUUUUUAUGUGAAGGGGCCUAUCUCCAUUGAUUGGUCGUGUAAAAAUGCAUUUGAUGCAACAUGUGAUGUCUAAACAGGUAUGGAUCAGAGAUAAUAUGAGGGUAACUUCCAUUGCGAGAAGCGUCAGCAACUAGAGUGGUUUGGAGGAGAUGCUGCCUACAAUUUGUUGCUCUCAGAAGAUAGAAGAAUUGACACUGUAAUUUGGUGUGGACUACAUGCGAGUAUUUUUGUAUGUUAGACCAUCACCAAAAGCUACAUUCUUUUCCAAAAAGCCUUUGGAAAAAAUGAAAAUAUAACUCAGAAGAGACAAUUUGAGCACAAUUUGCUCAUUUGUCUUUAUCACGAUCGGUUGUUGCAGUUGUUUGCAGCCAUUCUCAUUAGCGAGCUCCUGUACCCUCUGGAAACUAUUUCUUUCACAAAAUUUUCUCCUUUUUAGAAUAUCAUUCAGUUUUUCCACAUUUACGAAUAGCUUCCUUCUGGCUUGUUUGCAGAGGCCACUAAGCUAUUUGGAGAGAGAGAUUGAGAAUAUUUGAAACUCAGAGUUUAUUUUUUGAGAACCAUUUGUUGAAGAUUUGACAUAAAACUUGCUUUCUGGGAAAACCCGUGGAAGAAAACCUUAAUAGAGGAGGAUUGACACAACAUUGUAAUUUUAUUGUGUGAUUCUUUCGUAUGCUUUAUUCGAGUAAAUACAAUUUUUGCUCUA
Manihot esculenta (cassava) is the source of this 3244-nucleotide messenger RNA. Its product is annotated as SKP1-like protein 21. The transcript is spliced from 9 exons. Gene Ontology annotation, molecular function: cullin family protein binding. The coding region runs from base 1237 to 2340 and encodes 367 amino acids. Gene Ontology annotation, cellular component: nucleus; cytoplasm. NCBI's taxonomy places the organism in Eukaryota, Viridiplantae, Streptophyta, Magnoliopsida, Malpighiales, Euphorbiaceae. Gene Ontology annotation, biological process: SCF-dependent proteasomal ubiquitin-dependent protein catabolic process. The record is from RefSeq and is a predicted model, not a curated record.